Molecule: messenger RNA, 2478 nt
Organism: Capsella rubella
Lineage: Eukaryota; Viridiplantae; Streptophyta; Magnoliopsida; Brassicales; Brassicaceae
Product: cyclin-A2-4
Exons: 10
Coding region: 789-2186 (465 amino acids)
Biological process (GO): regulation of cyclin-dependent protein serine/threonine kinase activity; mitotic cell cycle phase transition
Cellular component (GO): cytoplasm; cyclin-dependent protein kinase holoenzyme complex; nucleus
Molecular function (GO): cyclin-dependent protein serine/threonine kinase regulator activity
Source: RefSeq, a predicted model, not a curated record
UUUUUCUUUCUUUUUAGUAAAAAAAAAAGUUCUAAUGGUUCAUGGGUCACUCGGAUUUUCUUGGAUUCAAGAAUAAUGUGAGUUGAAUCCUUUUUCACCAACGGAUCCAUGAGGGAGAUCUUACUGCUUUAAAUCAUGGGUCUCUUCGUUUUCCUGAGAUUAAGUUUGAUACUAUUUAGUUCCUUCUUUUUUUUUUUUUCCGAUUUCUAAUGUGAUCAACAUCAUCAUUUACAUAAUACAAACCAUAUGAUAUAAAGAACCAAACUUUACUCUCUUGACUAGUGUAUAUUUUUCUCUCUUCAAUUUUUUUUUUAUAUUUUAUUUCUCCAAAUUAUGCGCAGAGUCGCUCCGUGUUUGCUAUUAAAUUGCUGCGACUUUUUCUUUUUUCCCAAGAUUUUGAGUUUUGAGGAUGCCUUGAGAGGGUUUUUCUGCUUUUCAGUUUUUUUUUUGGGUCAAUAUAAAGUAAAUCACAAUCACUUGUUCUUUCAACUUUCAAUCUGACGACUUCUUCUUCACUUUUAUAAAGUUGUAAACUUUAAUUUUUUGUUCGACGAACUUACAUUGUGUGGUGCAAUUCUGGGUCGGGUCGUGAAGGAUCAUAUAAACAACCCUCUCUUUUUUUGGGCUAAACAAUUUCUCCAAACAUCUUAUAUGCAUUGGUCACUUUCCAUCUGCAGUAUUAUAUAUACAUAUAGAUCUCUCUGUUUUGUUGUCACAGAUCGAGAGCUUAUGUGGUGCUAAGGCUCAAGCAUCAAAAAGGGGUAGAUCGUAUUAAAGGGGUUUCAAUCAUGGGGAAGGGGAAUGCUGUUUCUGGCAACACCAUACCGCUCCAUGGUCGCCCUAUUACUCGUGCUCUUGCCUCUGCUCUGCGUGCUUCUUCUAAGCUGAUUACAUCUUCAGAAGUUGCUUCUACAUCACAGAACCAGGGACGGGUUCUGAGAGCAAAGUCUAAAAGAACAGCCUCGGAUGAUAAGAAACUCAAUGCACCUAAGAAGCGAGCUGUUCUUAAGGACAUCACUAACGUUACCUGCGAUAAUUCUUACACAAGUUGCUUCAGUGUUGCGGUGGACAAUGCUAAGCAAAUAAAGAAGGCACGAGCGAGUUCUUCCAAGGUGGCAUCUUCUUCGGCUACUUCACUAGUUACAGAUGAAAAGGCACAAGUUGUGGAAAAUUCAGCAGGAGGAAGCUUGUCUGGUUGUACAGGCACGAGCUUAGGCACAAACGAAGCAUCUUAUAGCUUUAUCCCAAAGCCGAGUUCCAGAUUGCCUCCAAGACCCCUUGGGACAGUUGAGAGAAGUUGUGAUGGAGCAAGUUCAAGUGUGGCAAGUAUCCCGAAAUUCGUUGAUAUUGAUUUAGAUGACAAGGAUCCUCUACUCUGUAGCCUCUAUGCACCUGAUAUUUACUACAACCUGCGUGUUGCUGAGCUUAAACGCAGACCAGUUGCUGAUUUUAUGGAGAGGACACAAAGAGAUGUGACUCAGACAAUGCGGGGAAUCCUGGUUGAUUGGCUUGUAGAGGUAUCAGAGGAAUACACACUUGUGCCUGACACUCUCUACCUAACAGUGUAUCUCAUAGACUGGUUUCUCCAUGGAAACUACGUGGAAAGACAGAGACUUCAAUUGCUUGGCAUCACUUGUAUGCUCAUUGCCUCAAAAUAUGAGGAAAUAUGUGCGCCACGCAUUGAGGAGUUCUGCUUCAUAACGGAUAACACUUACACAAGAGAUCAGGUCGUGGAAAUGGAGAGCCAAGUACUGAAGCAUUUUAGCUUUCAAAUUUACACUCCCACUUCAAAGACAUUCCUCAGGAGAUUUCUUCGAGCAGCUCAAGUUUCUUCUUACCCGAACCCAAGUCUGGAAAUGGAAUAUCUGGCGAAUUACCUGACGGAAUUGACGUUGAUGGAUUAUCCUUUCUUGAAGUUCCUUCCAUCGGUGAUCGCUGCUUCGGCUGUUUUUCUUGCCAAGUGGACAUUGAACCAGUCAAGCCACCCUUGGAAUCCAACACUUGAGCAUUACACAACGUACAAAGCAUCCGAUCUAAAAGCAUCUGUUCACGCUUUGCAAGAUCUACAGCUGAACACCAACGGUUGCCCCUUAAACUCUAUACGCAUGAAGUAUAGACAGGAGAAGUACAAAUCGGUGGCGGUAUUCAGUUCUGCAAAGCUACCUGAGAAGCUAUUCAUCUCGUAACCGCCGAUAAUAACACAAAACAUCUGUAACAACAACAUUAGUGAAGGUCCGGUCCUCAUUCAUCCUUGUCAAAUAAAAGAGUGUCUUUUCCACGGUUUUAUCAUACCAAGUAACCGGACUAUUACUACUUAGAAUUCGGUUUUAUUCCGGUUUAGUUUAGACUUUGUUUGGUUCUUCCAAACCUGAUUUGUUCUGAUCGGUAACACGAGUUUUUUAAUUGUAAGUGGGAUCGAUUGUACAUUUCUCUUUUCUUUUUCUUUUUUAAUUAAAUUCAGGCAAUAUUUUCUGGUCG